Messenger RNA from Colletotrichum gloeosporioides, 2196 nucleotides. RefSeq lists its product as uncharacterized. The transcript is spliced from 6 exons. Gene Ontology annotation, biological process: DNA-templated transcription. The record is from RefSeq and is a predicted model, not a curated record. Lineage: Eukaryota; Fungi; Ascomycota; Sordariomycetes; Glomerellales; Glomerellaceae. Gene Ontology annotation, molecular function: DNA binding; zinc ion binding. The coding region runs from base 1 to 2196 and encodes 731 amino acids.
AUGGAAGAGACCGAAGACGGAGGCGACCCUUCAGCGGUGACGUCGACGUCUACAACACCUGCAUUCCAACGAUCUCCAUUGCGCCGGCAGCAAUGCCCAGUGUACUUAUACGGACAAAUUAAAGACACGCGAGAAGAAAACCCGGAUUCUGUUGACUUCACAGUACGAGCUGACACGACCGCUGUCACUGUCCUUAGCGAGAAGAAGAUUGACCAAAUUGACCGCCGCCUGGAACAGGUUGUUGGCUUGCUUCAGAAGCUUCCACUCAAUGCGGAACAGACCUCAAAUGCAUCCCUUCAGUCUCCAAGCGGCAGCCAGGGGACUCUGACUACUGGCCCUGGGCUCGAGGCCUCGUCGGUGGUGGAGGGAGAAUCAUCGUUGGCUGCUCAGUUCACCUUCGCCGACGACUUCAUACAGAAGGUCGCUCGUGGCGAUUCCCCAUCAUGUACCAAUCCUGGCGGAGCGCUGCAGGAAAAUCUCAAAGUUCUCUCUCAGAUCGUUUCUUCCUACAAACAGCUUGCUGUAACAGACGAAGUAGUAUACCCCCACGCCAGACUCGUUCAACGGCCAAGCUUUUACGGAUGCGAGUUGCCACCUAUACAAGAGACCGUUAAAGUCAUUCGCGUUGCCGAUUCACAACGACUCGCUGGAACAGGCUGGAUAUACGACUACCUCCCAGUGCACACGUUUUCAAAUACGUGCCUAGAAGUCUACUUUUCAGAACAGUAUUCUGAAGCAGAUUUCAUCAUCGUCACCGCCGGGCUCCAUUCCAUCUUUAAGGACUACAGCAAUAUUGUAUCGGGAGAGGAGAAGGAAAGGAGUCUCAAGUAUUCUAAUCUAUGCCGCGCACACCUCGAAACCGCGCUCACCGGUCUGCCACUUCACCUCCCUGCAACCUCGAAGACGGUCAUUGCUCUCAUCUUUGGUGCCUCUCACUCGAUCGAGCUUUCGAAACCAUUUCUGGCUUGGUCGCUGUCCUCAAAGGCGUCGGAGCUGUGCCAAUCGCUCGGCUACCAUCGAGCUUCCCCCGCUGAAAAGGAAAGCGAAGAGGAUGCAAAAUUGAAGAGAUUCCUCUUUUGGAGCACAUACUUCUUUGACAAAAGCUUGUCGCUCCGCCUCGGCCGCGCGUCGACGAUUCCUGAAUGGACGAUCACGACUAGCAGGCCGUCCGUCAACGACCAUCAUCAGCAGCCGGCACUGGCUUACUGGGUGUUGUGGGUCGAGACGGCCCGUUGCCAAGGGAAUAUCUACGAGAUGCUCUACAGCCCGGACUCUGUCUCUCAGCCCGAUGCUGUCCGGCAGUCUCGGGUCCAGGGUCUCGUGUCUGAUAUGCAAAAAUUAGAGGAGGCGACCCGGGAGACCAAUGUGAGUAACAACCAGGCCAAGGCUGUUGUGUUUCUGACGUUACCACAGAGAAGGUGGCUACAAGAGUCAAAAGACAAGUCGGGAGAAGAUCUGAUGGACUUUUAUGCCUUGUCAGAUGAGACGUUGCGUCUGUCUCUGCUCACACUGGUUCAUCGAGCCGCGCCACGACCUCCAGGCUCGACGACAACUUUCAGCCUCGACUGCGUCAUUGCCGCGCGAUCUGCGCUGGAGAAACACAGAGACUGCGUGAGCAUCAUCAAAAAGAGCGGCAACGGUAACAUUUUCUUCCCAUUGCACUUUCAGUGGUCCAUCCUAUACGCCCCCUUCGUACCGUUCAUUGUCAUGUUCUGUCACGUCAUAGAGACGCAGGAUAGGGCAGAUCUUGGCCGUCUUGGGGAAUUCUCCGACUCCAUCCAAGCCGCUGCCCAAGUUUCCGAGGCGGCGUUCAAGGCCUACCACCUGUUCCACACGCUCUACGGCAUCGCGGUCCGCUAUGUCGAGCUUUGCGCGGCAAGCGUACAGGAGGGCAAUAGCAAGGCCGGUCCUGAGAUGGACUGGUUCUUGGAGGCCUUGGGUAUCGCGCCGCCUGGGCUGGAGAAUGGCGACCAGCAACGACCAACCAGCGACAUGCCGUGGUUUGGCACUGGGAUGGUUGACAUUGCGGAAGCUGAAGGGCCGAGAGACAACGGUGUAACACAACGUAGACCUUCUGCAACACAGCCCUUGACCCGUGUAGGAAACGAAGUUGAGCUGGAGUCUUGGUUUCAAAAUAACGAGGCUGUGAUGGACUUUCUGCGAGACACGGAUUUCAAUUUUGGGAGUAAUCCUUAG